AUAAAUGAGUCAUUACAGACCCAACUAUCCUCCAGUGUCAGUGAUGACCGUGCUUGUCUGUCCUUUGUACAGCUAAGAAACCUUUUACAACAGGCUCGGUUUGAUUGUAUUUAAUGGCGUAUGCUAGCUAGUUAGCUAAAUGACCCUUUGCAUCUUUGGCUGGAGCUCGGCGACCAGCUAGCCAACGGCGACCGUGAAAUAACUGCUCGCAACAACCAUUUCUGCAGGCAGUUAAGGUUGCAUUUGAAACUGCAAUAUUCCUAAUUGCACGACUACUGGAGUGCAUAAAGCGAUUUUGAGAAUGGCUGUAAACAUCACCCGCACAUAAGUGGAUUUAAUCCCGGUAUGGGGGACAUGAAGACCCCAGAUUUUGACGACCUUCUGGCAGCGUUUGACAUACCUGACAUCGAUGCCAAAGAGGCCAUUCAGUCAGCCCCGGAUGAGGCUGAGGGCCACCAUGGGCCUGCUGGGGCCCCCCUGGGAAAAUCAGACAGUGUUGUGGGUGUGGGCCAGUCCUUAAGGCCACAAAGCCCCUCUGACCCUCAGGCCGAUACUUCUAUUGUUAGUGUAAUUGUCAAGAAUAAAGUCCGUCUUGAGGCAGUGGAUGGAGGGGAUCGGGACACAGAACAGAAUCCUAUUGAUGUUAUUGCAGGGGUCGACGUGGGCCCCAGGCUUGGCGCGUGUGCCCCUGGUAUGACUGAAUCGGAGGCCCUUAACCACAACGGUUUUGGGGCAUCUGGGGUCCCCGCUCCUAUCCAACUGAGCCAAAGCCAGUCCAAUGGAUCGCCAUGGUCGCUGAGUACCCCAAAGAUGUCCUUAGAGGCAGGUGUGGGAGGGACUAAGACUCACAAGCAGGGCGGGAACAUUUUCAAUAGACUUAAACCGCUGGUGACCCAGGGGACAGGAGACCCCGUCGGCCGAGCCAGGAAGAUGCAGCUGCUGCAGCAACAGCAUCAGCAGCAGCAGGAAGGGGUCCAAGACAGGGUGGACGGGGGGAAAGCCUCCUUACCAUCCUCUUCCUCUCUAUCGGCCGUCCCUUCUCCUCUCACCACGGGCGGCUCCGUCGUUCUGUCCUCUCCGUUCUUCCCCACGUCCAAGCCGCUGCCCCCGACGCAAACGUCCGCACCGUCGUCCCAACCCUUUAACGGCGCCGCCAAAGCCGGCUUCCGACCUCGAGAAUCGGAGGAAGAGGACGACGACGACGACUCCGACUCGGAUCUGGGGGGUGCCCUGGUGAUCCAGGAGAGCCCCAGCUCCCCGACGCAUGCGCCCCCUCAGCUGAGCCGUCGCUACAAGGCAGGCGGCGGCGGCGUCGAGUCCUCCAUCUCCGCCUCUUCGCCCAACGCGGCGGCCGCUCACCCUAAGCCCGGGGACACGCCGUCAGGGGCCGGCCUCACCUCGUCGGCGCCACAAACGUCCUCCACAGAGAGCCCCCCGGGGGAGCAGAGGAACCCCGAGCACGUCAUCGAGGAGAGGGACUCGCCGGAGAGCCCCGAGCCGGAGACGCCCAAAGCGACGGUGGCCGCCGCGGCCCAGCGCUGCUCCAGCCCCGCCUCCGCCGCCACCCCGCCCUCGGCCUCGGACCUCCGGGAGCCAAAGGAGGAGGAGGAGGAGAUGGAGGUGGGCAACGGGGUCGACAGGGUCGUGGAAGGUAAGGCGGACACGCAGAAGCCCGACGCCGCACAGGCGGUCGAGGAAAAGAUGGAGGUGGACGAGGGUAAGACUAAGCCCGAGUCCACCGGAGGAGGAGGGGUGGGCACACCAGCCACCCCCUCGCCCGGCGCCCCCUCCAGACCCCUCAAAGUUCGGAUUAAAACCAUCAAGACGUCCACAGGGGGAAUCACCAGGACUGUAACCCGGGUCGCACCCAAAGGUGGGGCCGCGGCCAAGGGUUCGGAAGGUAAAGGCCAGACCGCCGGGCGCAAGGUCCUAGUGAACAAGGCCUCAAAGACGGAGGCCUCCCCCGGCCACGCAGCCGCCGCGUCGCAGCAGAAAGUCAAAGCGCUCAACGCUCUGCCCGUGUCCACGCUGGCGGCGAGCAGCGUCAUGCUGGCCGCCGCCACCAAGGUCCAAAACAAAAUGGCAGCCAACGACAAGGCCAAGGUGUCCGCCACCGCCGUCAGCAUCACCAAGUCGUCCGCGCUGCCGGCCACGCCGGCGCCGGCCUCCUCGCCCAAGUUCUCGGUGGCGGCCGGCGGGAUCAGCGUGCGCACCGCCAAGACGGCCAACGGCGGCGGCGCCGGCAACCUCCAGCCCAACAAGCCGGCGUCCAUCGUGAACAGCACGGGCGCCGUGAUCUCCCGCACGCAGUCCAGCCUGGUGGAGGCCUUCAACAAGAUCCUCAACAGCAAGAACCUGCUGCCCAGCUACAAGCCCGACCUCUCGGCGCCGCCGCCCGAGUGGGGGCUACCGCUGCCCGCCGCGGGCUACCGCUGCCUGGAGUGCGGCGACGCCUUCGCGCUGGAGCGCAGCCUGGCGCGCCACUACGACCGGCGCUCGCUGCGCAUCGAGGUGACGUGCAACCACUGCGCCAAGCGGCUGGCCUUCUUCAACAAGUGCAGCCUGCUGCUGCACGCCCGCGAGCACAAGGAGCGCGGGCUGGUCAUGCAGUGCUCCCACCUGGUCAUGAGGCCCGUCACCGUGGAGCAGAUGAUCGGACAGCAGGACGCCACGCCCGCGACAGGUAACGCCCCUUUUCAGCUCACGCGGUCUCACAAAAAUGGUUUAGAAAUGAACCUAAAGCGGACAUGGUUUCCGUUGUUGUUGUUGUUGUUGUUGAUGCAUCCCCGUUUGAGUCUGAAUUUGUCCACCAUUUUACACGUCUUCUCCCCGGCCCCCCUCCUCGUCGACGGAGCAGGGGCGCUCUCGUUCUCCUCCCCGCCGGUCUCCUCGCCCUCCGCCCUGCCCUCCGGGGCUGCUGCGGCGGCCACCGCCAACAGCUCCAGUCCCGCCAAGGACGCCGGCUCCCCGGCCGGCGGCCAGCCCAGGCCGGUGCGGCGCGCCCCCCAGGGACCCCAGGCCCUGAUGCCCCUGCCCUGCAAGAAGGCGGAGGCGCUGCAGUACAACAACUACAAGUGCCCCGAGUGCCAGAGCCAGUUCUCGGGCAAGGCCGAACUGGUCACCCACUUCCAGCAGAUCCGAGCGACCCCCAACUCAGUGAGUCCUGGUGAUGAGAAUGCUACGUGCUCCCAGUGCUCCCCGCCGAUGAUGCUGCCAAACUCGUGCGCCGUCUCCGCCCACCAGAGGAUCCACAAGCACCGCGCGCCCCACGUCUGCCCCGAGUGUGGGGGCGUGGCCCGCCAGGCCGGCUUCCAGACCCACCUGGACGAGGCCUGCCUGCACUUCGCCAGACGCAUCGGCUUCAGGUGCUCCAGCUGCCAGGUGGUGUUCGGGGGGCUGAACUCCAUCAAGUCCCACAUCCAGACGGCCCACUGCGAGGUCUUCCACAAGUGUCCCAGCUGUCCCAUGGCCUUCAAGUCUUCCCCCAGCGCCCAGAGCCACAUCAGUACCCAGCACCCCACCCUCACUGGAGGACAGGCCAAAAUGAUCUACAAGUGUGUGAUGUGCGACACAGUAUUCACCCAGAAGCCCCUGCUGUACAUGCACUUUGACACCCAUCUGGCCAAGCAGAAGGUCCACGUGUUCAAGUGUCCCGACUGCACCAAGCUGUAUGCACAGAAGGGCUCCAUGAUGGAGCACAUCAAGACCGCACACAGAGGCCUGUCCGUCAAACAAGACGCCCAGUCUGAUAGCCCCGCCCCCGCCCUGACCCCGGCCAAUCAGGCUGCGCCGACCGCAGCCAAGCCCAAGCCCUUUGGCAACAAGACGGACAACUCCGACGGCGAGGACUGGGGGCGGGAUCGGGAGGAUGACGAAGAGGAAGAGGAGGAGGAAGAGGAGGAGGAGGACAGUAGCGGGGGCGGCGGGGAGGACUUUGAGGCGCCCUCAGAGUGGACGUGUCCGCAGUGUCAGGCCACCUUCACGGACAACGACGACUACCUGAGUCACGUCAAGAUGGAGCACGGCAAGUUCCCGUGUCGUAUCUGCGGGGGCACGUUCAGCACCUCGUCCAGCCUGCGGCGUCACGAGCGGGUCAUCCACGAGGGCAACAAGAGGGUGUUCCACUGCCAGUUUUGCACAGAAGGCAAGCGCACGUUUGGCAGCCGCUUCUUGUUGGACAAGCACGUUCGUCUUCAUCACAGAUCCACAGAUGGACAGGGCGCCCCUCAGACCCGCAAGCGGUCCGCCGCCGCCGCCCCCGGCGUCGACGGCCCCAGCAGCUCCUCGGAGCAGGACGGCGAGGGGGGCCCGGGCUCCGGCGCCCGGACGGGUCCGGGGGGGGCAGCGGACGAGGACGAGCCCCCCGAGGAGGGCGAGGAGCGGGAACGGGGGUCCGGCGGCGGCGGCGGGGGUCCCGCCAAGAGGACCCGCGGCGCGACCACCGUGGCCCCUCCCCCCGCGGAGCCCACGGAGGAGGAGGAGGGCGGCGCCGCCGCCAGCGCCAGCGUGUUCCGCUGCGUGCCGUGCGGCUUCACCACGGAGGACGGCGGCGAGUUCCAGCGCCACGUGCCGCAGCACCGCGCCGACGCCGCCUCCUUCCAGUGCCUGCAGUGCGGCGUGUGCUUCGCCUCGGCCGGCUCCCUGGGGCGCCACCGCUUCAUCGCCCACCGCGUGCGCGACACCCAGGGCGAGCCCCCGCCCUCGUCGCACGGGCCCCCGGGCGGGGCCGGCUCCCCGGGCGGCGGCGGCGGCUCCUCCCCCUCCUCCCUGCUCUCCCCCCAGGGCCAGCCGCAGCAGGCGGGGGAGGAGGGGGAGGGCGGCAUGGGCUGCAAGGUGUGUGGCCGGCGCUUCGACAAGGCCUCGGACCUGAACACACACUUCAGGACCCACGGCAUGGCCUUCAUCACCGCCCACAAGACGGACAAGCCACAGUAGCGGCCGGGCGCUGGUGCUCUCACACACGCACACACACACACGCAGAGUCGUGUGGGAGGGGCUGUCAUGUGACCCAGAAAAAAGAGGAGCCUUUUAAGUACAGAAAGGGUUCACGGUUCUCAUUGUGCGCUCGGGCGUUCCGGCGCUUUUAUUGUGAAAAGCUUCCCAGGAAGUUGGGCCGUUUGUAUCGUUUGAAGCUGUCUGAGAUUGUAAGCGCAUGUCGGAGGCGUCCUCUGUGCCCAAGAGGGAGGGGGAUCAUGAAACUUCUGUUUUUACUAGUGCUGUCAAGCGACUAAAAUAUUUAAUCGCAAUUAAUCACAUUAAUGCCAUAGUUAACUCGUGAUUAAUCGCAAAUAUUUUUUUAUGCUAAAUAUCCCUUCAUUUCUUUGUCCCAUUAAUUUCUCAUUUUAAUGCUCUUAUCCACAUGGAGAAGUGCAUCGGCUUGCCUUGUGCAAAUGUUUUUUGAUUGAUAACAACAUUGGCAUAUACUGAUCAAAACAGGACGAUGCAAAAAAAAGCCUAUAGUGCAAUUAAACGAUGAACAUACAAACAUACUGCCUUGAACAUAGCAGUCAGGCUACUGCUUCUUUGUUUUGAGCCAAAGAAAAAAAAAGAUUUUUUUUAAAAUAAAUUGCGUUACUAGCGCGAUAAAAAAUUAAUUAAUAUUAAAUUAAUAACGCGUUUAACUGACAGCACUAGUUUUUACACAAGCCAUGCCUGUCUUUCACAACCAUUUGUUUUUUUGUACCAUUAACGAUGCUCUUACUUUGCACUGACUGUUUUUCUGACCCGUUUGUUUUUAACAUAAUUCCUUCUCCUUGUGUCUAUCACAGUACUCUUUGCAGUAGUGCCGGUUUUUUAUAUAAAUUAAUAUAUAUGUAUCUACCAUAUUGGUCAUGGCAUUCAUUGACUGAAGUGUAAGCUUUGAAUCGCCCUGCGUUGAGCUCUUCAGACUGAAAUGGGGAGACUAUUGACUGAAUUUCUUUCUU
This is a messenger RNA of Gadus macrocephalus (Pacific cod), 5924 nucleotides long. RefSeq names its product zinc finger protein 687b (gene znf687b). NCBI's taxonomy places the organism in Eukaryota, Metazoa, Chordata, Actinopteri, Gadiformes, Gadidae. The record is from RefSeq and is a predicted model, not a curated record. The transcript is spliced from 9 exons. Bases 346 to 4935 code for a protein of 1529 amino acids.